AUGAGUAAUGAUCCAAAACAGUUAUUGAGAGCAUGUGCUGAGAAUUUAUUGAAUGCUAUGACUCGUCUUGAGAAUACAUCAAAUUCUUCUCAGCAAGUUCCUCUAAAUAGCCCAAUCACUAGCCCAACAGCAGCAUCACCACAGGUGCACAGACCUCAGCAAGUUCCUGUGCAUAGUCCAAUGCUCAGCCCAACAACAGCCUCACAGGUGCUCAGACCAACUGCAGCUGAGGAACACAGAAAUUUGUUUGGAUAUAGACCACCAUCCAGUAGUAACAGAAAUAAUAGACAGCCUCCUUCGAAAAGGAAAAGGAUAACGACAUCAACUGGACAACAGGUGUCGAUUCCUGUGCGGAACACAUGGUCCCGUACAUUUGCCUGUUUAGCAAAGAGAAAUGCAACCACAGCCCCAUCUGCAGCAGAGAAAGUAAAUAUGGCCCUUUCUGGGUUGGAUGAGCGAACAAUAUGUUUUCACAAAGGUGGAAAUUGCGAACAUGUCCACAAUAAGAUUUUGGAAGCAUUUCCAAUGCUCUCUGAUGUUGGUGGAUAUAACAUCCUACGGACGGGAGAGCGUGGCAAUUGCAAUUUGAUGCUCCUUGCUAUGCCACCUGGUGGAUAUACAGUUUCGUUUUUAAAAUCCACAAUAGGCUCGGCCAAGGGAUACAUCAGACCUUACCAAAAAGACAUUGUUAUUGGUAACAGCAUUUUCACGAGUAAAGGUCAAACUCAGGUUGGAAUUUUAUUAUUUAUUUAUUUAAAAACAGAACUUCAUUUAUAUAUAUUUUAACUAAUGCUCUGAGCAGUGUGUUUUAUCCUGUUCAGGUUACAAUACUUCUUUUCUAUAACAAUAUGUUUCAUGUUUGACAUGUCAAUGACAAUGUACUAUUUAUAUACUAGUGUUAGAUACUGUUUACAACAUGGACGGCUGUGCUGUAUCGGAUAUAAAAACUCGAACUCAGAGGACAAGAGUUUGUAUAUCUGAUAUGACACUGGAUGCAAAAGCUGUAAAUACUAUAUGCCAAGAAAACCAAUGCUAAUGUUGUAAAUCAUCAUGCCCAUUAUUUAUUUUGUGUUUUCUUCAUGAUUAAUUAUUACCAUUGAUAAUAAUUUUUUAAAAUUAAUAUAGCUACUGUACAUAUAUGGGUAAUUUGGUGCAGUGGUUACUGUAUAGAGUUAGGGUUAGAGUUUUCCAAAUAAAAAUAAAUUACAAUACCCAUUAUUCCAGCAUGAGCUCCACCUUUGAAUUUACUAUACGAAUAAAUUCUUAAACACGUCUGAAUUAUCACUAUGAUAAAUUCACGGCAAAUUUUGAAUUUAUCAUAAUAAUAAAUUCGCGGCACCUAACACUAACCUCAACCACUAACCCUUAACUUUUUAAUUUUUUUUAACUUUUUAAAUUUUUUAAAAAAUCUAACUUUUUAAACUUUUUUGCUUUUUAAAACUUAGAACUUUAAAACUUUUUAAGAGCUAUUUUUUAGAAAACCUGAGAAGCUCAGCCCCACAAGACCAGCCUCCCUUCUAGUGCCUCCCUUCCAGUGCCAUUACAUUUAUAACAAGAAAUCUUGUCUAAUGCUUGUGGUUUCAUUAACUCUAUUGAUAAAUUCAAAUAAUUGAUAAUUUCAGUUAUUAUUUUCCAAAAAUAAAAAUUGUGUAUUGCCAGGAGGUUAUGACUUUGCUGUAAAUGCGUAGUAUUUAUUUCAUGAAGUCAUUAGUGCACUGUGCAUAAGUUACAAGUGUAAAGUACUGUACAUGAACUGCCAAUAUAUACUGUACUGUAUACAUACUAUUUCUCAGAUUUCUACAAGUCCAAGAGUAGAAUGCGUUAAUUGUCAUGUUGCUGUUGCCAUGGACAUGAUGCAAGAACAUGACGAAGUGUGUGGAGGAGGUGGUUCAGGAAAUGUUGCUAAUGACAGUGCAAG
This is a messenger RNA of Paramuricea clavata, 1918 nucleotides long. Lineage: Eukaryota; Metazoa; Cnidaria; Anthozoa; Malacalcyonacea; Plexauridae. The record is from the annotation of a GenBank genome assembly.